Quercus robur (English oak) is the source of this 450-nucleotide messenger RNA. Its product is annotated as disease resistance protein At4g27190-like. The record is from RefSeq and is a predicted model, not a curated record. The transcript has 2 exons. Bases 1 to 450 code for a protein of 149 amino acids. NCBI's taxonomy places the organism in Eukaryota, Viridiplantae, Streptophyta, Magnoliopsida, Fagales, Fagaceae. Gene Ontology annotation, molecular function: ADP binding.
AUGGCAAAAGUGGUAGCGAAAAGAGCAAAAAAUGAUAAGUUAUUUGACGAAGUUGUGAUGGCAGUGGUGUUCCAAACUCUACACUUGAAAAAUAUUCAAGGUCAAAUUGCUGAGAUGCUAGGACUGAAAUUUGCUGAAGAGUAUCCACUUGUAAGAGCAGAACGAUUAAAAAAAAAACUAAUGGAUAGUAAGAGUGUUCUUGUAAUAUUGGAUAAUGUUUGGGAUGCACUUGAUUUAAAGGCCGUAGGAAUUCCUUAUGGCGUCUUAUCCGAAGAAGAAGCGUGGAAUCUUUUCAGAGAGAUGGCAGGUAAUUGUGUCGAUACCACCGGUCUACGUCAAAUAGCAGAAGAGGUUGCAAAGGAAUGUGGAGGCUUACCUGUUGCUAUUGUAACUAUUGGAAGAGCUCUAGAAAACAAAGGAAAUGAUGAGUGGAUUGCUGCACUUCAAUAG